Sphaerulina musiva SO2202 is the source of this 4745-nucleotide messenger RNA. RefSeq lists its product as uncharacterized. NCBI's taxonomy places the organism in Eukaryota, Fungi, Ascomycota, Dothideomycetes, Mycosphaerellales, Mycosphaerellaceae. The record is from RefSeq and is a predicted model, not a curated record. Gene Ontology annotation, molecular function: structural molecule activity; protein heterodimerization activity. Gene Ontology annotation, biological process: regulation of transcription by RNA polymerase II. The coding region runs from base 250 to 3486 and encodes 1078 amino acids. The transcript is spliced from 3 exons. Gene Ontology annotation, cellular component: SAGA complex; SLIK (SAGA-like) complex.
CUUUGACCAUCGCCAGAUACGCACGCUCGCAUCUGUAUCGAACUCACAUUGCGCUCACGAUUCGAAUGACACUGAUCUCGUCCUGAUCAACCGCGAGGCUGAGGAGAUAAUUGACAAAGCCAACAUCCGCCUACGACGGGGUCGCGCUCACGAUCCGAAUGCACUUUCGUCCGCAUUGAACUCGCGACUGGCACUUCCUACUACGGCGCGUACUAUGAGGGGAGAUCGCUCUAGUAGGGACGCUACAUAAUGCGGCCUGCGCUCAAUGGCAUCUCCCAUCACGGCCCAGGCAUGGUGAAUGGGGCGGCCGCGGACGAGGACGUCGAGGAGGAUCCCGUGCACGUGCUGCUGAAAGCGCGCAUGGAAGCUGCAGAGGCAAAGCUCAAUGCGCUCUUCGGAACAGACGGACGACAGCGACGCGCUGGCAAGAGACCUGCAGACUCGACUACACCACCCUCCGAGACUCGCGCAGAAGAGAGCGCCAAGACUUCUGCUCCACCGAAGAAGGCCGCUCGACAGAUUGACGAUGAUUAUGGGGAUGAUGACGACGACGAGGAAGAUGAGGAAGGGACGGAUAAGGAGAGCCCACUGAGAGCAAAGGGUAAGACGGCCUUACCGAACGGCUUGUCCCCACACGCGAUCAGAUCACCAGCACCUUCAGUCAAGCUCUCGACUCCGGCCACGCUCAAGCAGACGGCGACUGCUCUUUCUGAGCAGGGGAAAAGCUCGGAAGAUGUGCGCAAACAACUGGAGCAGGAGAAGAAGGCUGCGGCCGAGGCUGCAAAGUACAGCUUUCAGAGCAUGUUCUACACGCUGGAAAGCGAUCGAGAUGCCAUGCUGGAGCAGCAGAAGCUGGACGAGCUGGAUCGCGAAGUGGACAAUGAAAUAUCAGGGGGUCCGAAUGGCCAAGCCAACACAAGCGCAUCUAACGCACCUACAACCUCUGCCGCUACUACGCAAGGGAGCCUGGGAAGUGCCGACCUCGGCGCCUCGAGCCUAACACUCAAGCAUCUCAUUGCCCGAAUAGAUGCGAAAAGAGAUAUGGUCAAAGCAUCCGACAACCAGCUACGCACACUCAUAUCGGAGGUGAGAAAAGGUCGCAGCAAGUGGGCAAGCGAGGACCGUGUAGGACAGGAAGAGCUCUAUGAGGCUGCAGAGAAAGUCCUGAUGGAGCUCAAAGCCAUGACGGAAUACGCUCAACCGUUCUUGACUCGAGUUAGCAAGCGGGAGGCUCCGGACUACUACACGCUCAUCAAGCAACCAAUGGACAUUGGAACCAUGAUCAAGCGGCUGAAGCAGUUGCAAUACAAAAGCAAAAAGGAAUUUGUGGACGACCUCAAUCUGAUCUGGGCGAACUGCUUGAAGUACAACUCGGAGCCUGCACAUCCUUUGAGGAAGAAGGCGCUGUAUAUGCGCAAGGAGACCGACAAGCUUACACCACUCAUACCAGAAAUCGUGAUACGAGAUCGAGCCGAAGUCGAGGCGGAGGAGCGCCGUCUUCAUGCUGGUGACGAAGACAGUGAUGAGGAUGAUGCACCGAUCAUGGCUUCGCGUGGCCGCAAAGCGCCGAAAAAAGGCGGACCAACAGCAUCUGCGAGAAAGAGUGUCGGUGGUCCCUCUAUAGCUGUGGAAGACGCAUCUUCCACCCCAGCACCAGACGCAAAACCGGUCUUGCAUUCUCAGGCGUCAAAUUUACGAAACGAUCUCCUUCGAGAAGACUCGGAAAUACCUGAUGUCGGCUCCGCCGGAUUCAGCACUCCUCCUCCUGGAUUAACCACGCCUAUGCCGAAUGGCAUUCACGGUACCGCUGUCCACGGCAGCCAAGCUGAUUUAAUGGAGAUUGAUGGUCCGUCAGUCCUCAGCACCUCAACAGAGGACGCGGACGACGAUGAUACAGAGUUCAAGACCUGGAAGCAAGUCACAAAGAAAGAUCGAGCACUAGCUGCUGCAGAACGCAACCGGCUCUUUCGUGGCGAGCACCUCAAUGCGGAGGAGCCUGCAUUGUUAAGAUCCAAGGUCGGCAUGCGGAGAUGGAUUCGACAACAGAAAAUGAUCUCUGACAAGCCAGCUAUUGACGCCGAGUCGUCAGACUACGUAGCGGCCGACGAGGCCGAUGCCACUGCCGGCGGCGAAACACUCGCCGAGGGAAUAGAGGGAGAGGAGGACUCCACAUUGCCCGAUUACUAUAACCCGCUGUCUGCGAUACCUGAUCUCGAUCCGCAUUGGAAAUGGACGACAGACUCCGAAGGCCACGCAUUGCCCCAGACGGAGGAUCAUAUGCGUUACUACCCAAAAGACAACUACAAGAUCACGCAAGGUACGCUCAACAAGAAGCUAGAGGCGAACAUACGACAAAUGCAGGAGACUCGCAAAGUUUGUGCGAAGAUUGGCGUUGUGAAGCAGAUGCAGAUCCAAGCGCAGACCUACCAGAAUCAAUUUCAGAAGUACGAGCCGCAGCCGUUCGAAGAGCAAGACCCAGGAACUAUAGUUGUUUCAGAAGACGGCCCCCUUCUGGCCCCAUGGCUCAAUCGAGAGGCGUUUCAAAAGUCCAUUGGCAAAAUCUUCUACCACGCCGGCUUCGAGGACUUCCAGCCCUCUGCAUUCGAGAGUAUCACCGAUAUCGCGAUCGACUUCUUCGUAAAGGUUGGCCGAGACAUGAAGCAGUACCACGAACAACCCCCGCAGAAUGGUACUGCAGCACCGUUCACGUUUGAAGAGCAGGUCCUUCACACCCUGGACGAAAACGGUCUGGAUAUAGAUGCAUUGGAGUCGUGGGUCAAGGAUGAUGUUGAGCGGCAAGGCAACAAACUUGGAGUGAUGCAUGAGAGGAUGAAAUCACACCUGGCAGAUCUUUUGCGGCCUGCUUUGGGCGAUCACGCUGGUGCAGAUGGAGUCGGUGCCUUCAACGAUGGCAGCGAGCAAUUCGUUGGCGGCGACUUCGCUGAAGACCUUGACGAAGACUUCUUCGGGUUCCGUGAGCUCGGUCUUGCCGAAGAAUUCGGCCUUGAGUCUCUCAGCGUGCCUUUGCAUUUGCUACAGAACCGCAUGUACGCUUAUCACCAGGCGCAGAACCAAGGACCGAUUACGAGUGGUGGCCUCAUCUUCGAGCCGCCGACCCCAUACGACGCCAUUUCCCAAGACACUUUGUCACAUCAGAUUGGCCUGGUGCAGGAUUUCUUCCGCAACAAGCUGCGCAACUCGCGCGAGGACGCACUUGUUGAGGAUGAGGAUCUUCCUUUGAAGCAGAAGUUUCCGAAGCCCAGGUUGCCGCCGACCGGGAAGAUAACCUCCCCGCGCAAGAGACCUCUUCGAGAACAGGCUCAGGCAGCGAAGAAGAAGCGCAAGCUCGAGGAGAGCGCGAGUAGCAAACCGAUACAGCCUCUCAAACUGCAAAUGCCUGCAGCACAAACAAAUGGGGUCGAUCCAGGAAAGAACGCAUCCGCAGACAUUGAUGCGCCGAUAACGCCUCAAAGUCCUGAUAACUAAAAACGAGUUCCAGCGGCUGUAGCACCCGGCAACGGAGAGAUGAGGACGAGCUUUGCAGAUAUGCCAGUUUCGGUGUCCGUACAUGCAGACUGAGUCCUCCAACAAGCCAAGGUGAAUCAGCGAGGAGUCUCGUCGACCGAUGAAGCCACGAUGGAUAUGGAUGCGCAUCAGAGCGCCAUGACCAAGCUCGAUCAGAACAACUCACCACGAGUGCACUAGCUACAAGUCCAUGAUGGACCUUGUAAGGUACAAAGUUGUGUGCGAGAAUCUGGCAGAGAGACUCGGAGCAGGGAUAUACGACAUGGGAAUCACAUGCUGCAUGAUCCAGCUCCAAAGUGAAGGCGAUGGCAUCACUUGGUUCAAGCAACCUGAUUUAAGAUCUAAGCUUCCCAUUGGAAGUGAUGCUGCUCCCGAUCUACUGACUCGGAAGAAUUGGAUAAGCAGGAGGUCGCAGAGGAUUACGGUUCUGAAGCAGGCAAUGAUGCGGGCAGCUAUCUUGCUGGUGUCGUUCAUUGUCAAGGUAAGUUGUAUACGGGCGUGCUAUGGAGCACCGCGCUCUGUCGCUACCGAAGACGAGGACAACGAAUCCGCUCGAAGGACAGCGAUGGGAGGAAAGGUUUAUCACUAUUCGCGGCCGGCUAUCGCACCAUAAUAAGCUGUGAUUAAGCCUUCUCUUCUCGCCCCAAAUCGGCGGAUGUUGCACAUCUGCCGACACAGAGCCGGAUUCCGAGCGCAAUGGAGGGGAGAAGGGAAAUGGAGGGUUUGGGGGGAGUGCAACAGUACGAGUAUGGAUUGGACAGGGCGUUUCAGGAUGGUUGUGUAUUCACUGGGUGGGUGAGGUGCCUUUCUGUUUGAAUUUGCGCGAGAUUCCCCCAAGUCUGUCCAGGCAAACAGGCAGUUACUGAAAGCAUCAGGAGGGGCGGGACUGGAGAUUGUGAAGUUUUUCUUUUGACUUGGGUUACGAGCAGAGGUGGAGUGCGGCAUUGAUUUGGAGGCGGCAUCAAGCUGGAGCAUCGAGGAUACCAAUGGGCCACGAUGUCGCGCCUCGAUGGCGAGGUUUGGAUACGCGCCUGUACGUAAAUCCAUGGGUAAUUGCUGGAAAGCUGCGUGAGGUAUACAGAAGGCUGCAACUCUGAGAUGGGAUGAUGGAAAAGCAAUAGGCUCCGGUCAUUCAUCAAUGCACUAUCUGAAGGGUUCCACUCGAGAUACUUUUGACAGUGGAGAGAGUAGCUGAAUGUAUGUAUGAGGUGGCAUUCUUC